AUGAAGAAACCUGUUCGAGUUCUCUCGAAAACACUCAUCGGCGAUGACGGCAGAGUCUACGCUUGCUCCGACAACAACUUCUUCUCCUUCGAGUCUAACGGUUCGAUUGCUUGGUCGGUACACAUGAAUUUCAAAUGCAACACCGAUUUAGCCCCGGUUUAUUCUGGUUUAGACCAGAUGCUUGUUCUUGCAGAGAAUCGGAUCCUGAGAGUUGAUUUCCCGAGAAACGGAACCAAAUCUGAACCGGAACUGUUCUUCGAUCCGGGAGAAACGAUUAUCGGUUUCGCGGUUAGCAUAUCGAGUUCGUCGGUUUACGUCACAGUCAAGGAUCACGGUCUCUACGCGUAUAACAUGCUUCGGCAGCAACUCUGGAUUGCUGAGCCUAAAACCGAACGUUUCGGUUACCGAUUAGGAUGUCGAAACGAUUACGACAACUGUAAAUUCGAUUCUCGACCAGUGAUUGAUUCUUGCGAAGCAAGCAUCUAUAUUUCAAACAAUGAAGGAGAACUCUACUCGUUAUCUCUACGUGGCACUUACUACCAAUGGAUCCAAGAUUUUAGUCUGGUGGAUCGAUUCUUCACCGUUACACCGGGGAAUAACGGUCUAGUCUACGUUGUUUUCCCGACAAAGUCGCUCGUUUUCGCAUUAGAUUCGUUUUCCGGCGACAUUCUAUGGCAAAAAACCGUCGGUCCAUUGUCAGAAACUUCUGGUUCAGGCCUUGUCAUAGACUCAAACAGUAGAGUAUCGAUUGGUUCACUAGAUGGGACAUUGUACUCUUUCUCAAGAACAGGAGAGCUUUAUACGAUACCGAAGAAUGCAGAAACAGAUUCAGUGAUCCAUGCAGAUCCGUUACUCGAUUGCUCAGGCAAUGCUGUUUAUUAUUCUCAGACAAAACUAGAAGGAAAGAUUGACAGAGUCAUUGGUAAUAAUACUUAUGUGUCGUCCAAGAAACCAGAAACAGCGGUCUUUUCACUUGUGGUUCCAGAGACAGGAUCUAUCUACUGGUCUCAUAGUUAUUCUGAUCAAAUCCCGACUUUGUUAUUAGACGAAGAUCUGCAACAUUUUGUGUUGGACGAGAGGAUCGUUCUUGCGUUCGUUGCAGCCUCUAACUCUGGAAAUCCAUUUCGAUGUCGUUCCAAACACGACAAGCUAUCAUCUAGCUGUUUGUUUGCAGAAGCAGAGCAUCUUGAUAUCUACAUUGGUAACGAAAGAGCAAUAAUCUGGUUUUUACUGUUCGAGUUUGUGACCAUUAUCCUCUUUGCGUCUCUUGUGAGGUUCUGUUUUAUAUUCUGGAAGAAAAAGAAGCUUCAAGGCCGUCCCUUCAGUGCUUUCUUGGACAAGCGACGUUUUCUUCACAGGAAGAGGAGGGAAAUUGAUAGAACGAUCACGAGGCUUCAAAGUGAAUCAACGGCUCAUGAAUUCUCUGUUGAUAAAAUCGGUGAUUUGGUUCAAGAAAGGGAAAUCGUGAAGAGGAAACUCUCUUCGACAUAUAGUCUUGGAAGGGACACAGAUGAGUCAAAGUCGAAGUCAAAAGAUUCUGUUCUUCCCUUGUAUGGAGGAGGUUCUAGAAGCUUUCCUUUCAGAAAUAGGGAGAACGAGAGUAUCACGAUUUUUCAAACACCACGCGGUGCGUCAUCCUCAGACGAGAGCUCUAGGGACCUACAAUAUGAUGAUGACGUUGCUUAUGAUGAACAUGAUAUAGAUGACUUGAACCGUAAGCAAAAGGGAAAGUUUCUUGCUCAUUCAGAGGGUUCUUCACUUCUUCUUCCAGUGAUGACGAUGAUUCACAGUAGAAGAAGCAUUGAAAAGUUGUAA
Molecule: messenger RNA, 1815 nt
Organism: Microthlaspi erraticum
Lineage: Eukaryota; Viridiplantae; Streptophyta; Magnoliopsida; Brassicales; Brassicaceae
Source: the annotation of a GenBank genome assembly